UGUUAAAAGAAAAUAUCGUCUCUACAGAAAAAAUAAAAUAAAGAAGAACAUAAAAAGUGUGAAGAAGCCAAGUAAAUAAGAGAAGAAGAACAAACAUGGGCCAAUGUUCAUCGACCACAAAGAUGAGGAGAAAGAGGAAAAGAGAAGAAGAAGGUUGUAGAGAAUCAUCAUCAGUGGAAAGGAAUAGAGGAUGUUUAGCGAUGGUGAAUGAGAGGCGUUCUAGGUUCUACAUCGCCAGGAGAUGUGUUCUUAUGUUACUUUGCUGGCACAAAUACGCCAACUCUUGAUUAUCAAUCAGGUUUUGUGUUUUUAUUACAAGUAAAAAUAAAACACACGUACAUAUAAUUCGCUGUUGAUAACUUUUUUGUUGUCGUCUCUGUUCAUAGCUUGUGUUUUUGAGUUUUGAUAGUUUCAAGCUUUACUCUUGUAACUCCACCCUUUUGUUUCAAACAAUUAUUUGCAAACAAUCUCAAAAGUAGCAUAGAGAAGAUAUUACAUUAUAAGUUUCACUUCAUUGUGUUCUGCAGCAUACAUAAAAGAGAAAAGGCACAUAAAACCAUACUUGUCACACAACAGAAUCUCUGUAAUAAUUUAAAGAUGAUGAACAA
This is a messenger RNA of Brassica oleracea var. oleracea, 608 nucleotides long. RefSeq lists its product as uncharacterized. Bases 96 to 287 code for a protein of 63 amino acids. The transcript has a single exon. Gene Ontology annotation, biological process: negative regulation of cell population proliferation. The record is from RefSeq and is a predicted model, not a curated record. Lineage: Eukaryota; Viridiplantae; Streptophyta; Magnoliopsida; Brassicales; Brassicaceae.